AUGGUUGAUGCGGCUAAGUUGUUCGACACAAUUCCUCAACCAGAUGUUGUUUCUUGUAACAUUAUGAUCUCUGGUUACAAACAGAACCGAUUGUUUGAAGAUUCGUUGAGAUUUUUUUCUAAGAUGCAUUUUUUGGGUUUUGAGGCUAAUGAGAUAAGUUAUGGUUCUGUGCUUUCGGCUUGUACUGCUCUUCAGGCUCCUCUGUUCAGUGAGCUAGUGUGUUGUCAUACAAUAAAGAUGGGUUAUUUCUUGUAUGAAGUUGUUCAAUCGGCUUUAAUAGAUUCGUUCUCAAAAAGUCUCAGAUUUGAGGAUGCUUAUAAAGUUUUCCGUGAGAGUUUAUCUGCUAAUGUGUAUUGUUGGAACACUAUCAUAGCAGGGGCACUUAGAAAUCAAGAUUAUGGUUCUGUUUUUGGUCUUUUCUAUGAAAUGUGCGGUGGGUUUCAGAAACCUGAUAGUUAUACAUAUUCCAGUGUUUUGGCUGCUUGUGCUUCACUUGAGAAGCUUAGGUUUGGAAAAGCAGUUCAAGCUCGUGCGAUUAAAUGCGGAGCAGAAGAUGUAUUUGUUAGUACUGCGAUUGUUGAUUUGUAUGCCAAAUGUGGGCAUAUGGCUGAAGCUAAGGAAGCAUUCUAUGGUAUCCAGAAACCAAGCGUUGUCUCUUGGACAGUUAUGCUGUCUGGUUUCACAAAGAGUAACGAUGCUUUCUCCGCUCUUGAAAUAUUCAAGGAAAUGAGACGUUCAGGUGUUGAUAUUAACAGUUGUACUGUAACCAGUGUAAUUGCUGCUUGUGGGAGACCUUCUAUGGUCUGUGAAGCAAGUCAGAUCCAUGCUUGGGUCUUUAAGAGUGGUUUUUAUCUCGAAUCUUCAGUGGCUGCUUCCUUGAUUAGUAUGUACUCAAAGAGUGGUGAUAUUGAUCUCUCCGAACGGAUUUUUGAGGAUCUGGACGAUAUUAAGAUGCAAAAUAUAGUAAACGUAAUGGUUUCUUCGUUGUCGCAAAAUAAGAAGCCUGGUAAAGCAAUAAGACUGUUUACUAGAAUGCUUCAGGAAGGUUUGAGACCAGAUGAGUUUAGUGUAUGCAAUUUGUUAAGUGUAUUAGAUUUUUUGAAUUUAGUUAAGCAGAUUCACAGUUACACCAUUAAAACUGGGUUGGUCCUUGAUCUCACUGUUGGAAGUUCUCUUUUCACAAUGUACUCAAAGUGUGGUAAUUUGGAAGAAUCUUUUAGCUUAUUCCAGGAGAUACCAGUUAAAGAUAAUGCUUGCUGGGCUUCCAUGAUUUCUGGUUACAAUGAGUACGGUUAUCCAAGAGAAGCUAUUGGACUAUUCGGCGAGAUGUUGGCUGAUGGCACUAACCCUGAUGAGAGUACUUUAGCUGCUGUUCUAACUGUGUGUUCUUCUCUUCCUUCUCUGCCAAGAGGUAAAGAAAUACAUGGAUACGCGUUACGAGCUGGAAUCGACAUGGGAAUGCCUCUUGGUUCUGCACUCGUAAAUACAUAUACAAAGUGUGGCUCACUAAAGUUGGCUAGAAAGGUCUAUGAUAGGCUCCCUGAAAUGGAUCCAGUUUCAUGUUCAUCUUUGAUUUCAGGAUAUUCACAACACGGGUUUAUCCAGGAUGGGUUCCUCCUAUUUCGUGAUAUGGUCAUGUCUGGUUUUACCAUGGACUCAUUCGCAGUUUCAUCCAUUCUUAAAGCCGGUGCUCUCUCAGAAGAAUCUUCUCUGGGAGCACAAGUUCAUGCCUACAUCACAAAAAUUGGAUUGUGCACAGAGCCUUCUGUAGGUAGUUCACUAUUAACAAUGUAUGCGAAAUUUGGAAGCAUUGAGGACUGCUGUAAAGCAUUUAGCCAGAUUAAUGGCCCAGAUCUGAUCGCAUGGACUGCACUGAUUGCAAGUUAUGCUCAACAUGGAAAGGCCAAUGAAGCGUUACAAAUGUACAAUCUUAUGAAAGAAAAAGGAUUCAAGCCUGAUAAAGUGACUUUGUUGGGAGUCUUGUCUGCUUGUAGUCAUGGUGGUUUGGUCGAAGAAGGCUAUUUCCAUCUCAAGUCGAUGGUAAAAGACUAUGGUAUCGAACCUGAUAACCGCCAUUAUGCGUGCAUGGUCGAUGCUCUGGGGAGGUCAGGAAGACUUAGAGAAGCUGAGAGUUUUAUCAACAAUAUGCCUAUUAAAUCGGACGCCUUGGUCUGGGGAACAUUGCUUUCUGCUUGCAGACUUUACGAGGAUGUUGAACUCGGGAAGCUAGCUGCAAAAAAGGCUAUAGAGCUAAAGCCAUCAGACGCUGGAGCUUAUAUUUCACUCUCGAAUAUCCUUGCAGAGGUUGGUGAGUGGGACGAAGUAGAGGAAACUCGAAAGCUGAUGAAAGGAAUAGGUCUACAGAAGGAACCAGGGAGGAGUUCUGUCUGA
Arabis nemorensis is the source of this 2391-nucleotide messenger RNA. Lineage: Eukaryota; Viridiplantae; Streptophyta; Magnoliopsida; Brassicales; Brassicaceae. The record is from the annotation of a GenBank genome assembly.